Messenger RNA from Eutrema salsugineum, 1345 nucleotides. RefSeq names its product NAC domain-containing protein 21/22. Bases 157 to 1122 code for a protein of 321 amino acids. The record is from RefSeq and is a predicted model, not a curated record. Gene Ontology annotation, molecular function: DNA binding. The transcript is spliced from 3 exons. NCBI's taxonomy places the organism in Eukaryota, Viridiplantae, Streptophyta, Magnoliopsida, Brassicales, Brassicaceae. Gene Ontology annotation, biological process: regulation of DNA-templated transcription.
AUGAUCCAAUAAUAAUCAUUCUCUUCUCUCUAUCUCUUAUUUAUUUCUUGAUUUUCUCUGCUCUCUCUCUCUCUCUCUUUUUUUAAUUAAUCAUCCGCUAAUCAAAGAGAGAGAGCCUUAAUUAAAACCAAGAAAUAGUGAUCAAGAGAGAGAGAUAUGGAGGCGGAGGAAGAGAAGGAAAGAAGUAGUAGUAUAAGCAUGGUGGAGGCAAAGUUGCCGCCGGGAUUCAGAUUUCACCCAAAAGACGACGAGCUUGUCUGCGAUUACCUUAUGAGACGAUCGCAUCAUCCUUCUCCUCCUCCUCCUCUUUUCUUGAUCCAUGUCGAUCUCAACAAGUGCGAGCCCUGGGACAUCCCCAAAAUGGCAUGUGUGGGAGGGAAGGAUUGGUAUUUCUACAGCCAAAGGGAUCGGAAAUACGCAACGGGGCUGAGAACAAACCGAGCAACGGCCACCGGAUAUUGGAAAGCCACCGGAAAAGACAGAGCCAUUCUAAGAAAAGGUAAGCUUGUUGGGAUGAGGAAGACAUUGGUGUUCUAUCAAGGUCGAGCUCCCCGAGGUCGAAAAACUGAUUGGGUCAUGCACGAGUUUCGUCUCCAGGGAUCCUUUGAUCCUCCCAAUCAUUCUCUCAACUCUCCACAGGAAGACUGGGUCUUGUGUAGAGUGUUCCAUAAGAAUACAGAAAGAGUUUUAUGCAGAGACAACACUGGGAGCUGUUUUCAUGAGACAGCCUCUGCCUCCCUUCCUCCAUUGAUGGAUUCUUGCAUCAACUUUGACCAAGAACCCUCUUCUUACUUCGCUGAUGACUAUCACUUCAUCAUCAACGAGCAAGUGCCCUGCUUCUCCAAUUUGUCACAGAACCAAACCCUAAACGCAGACCUAACCAGCUCAGUCUCUGAACUCAAGACUCCUUGCAAGAACCCUAACCCUUUGGUUCCUGGUAGUUCACCCCCAGCCACGCUCCCAGGGCUCGACACGUUCUGUUCUUCAGAUCAGAUGGUUCUCAGGGCUCUGCUCAGUCAGCUCACCAAGAUCGAUGGAAGCCUCACCUCUAAAGAAACACAGAGUUAUGGAGACGGUAGCUCUGAGAGCCUCUUGACCGAUAUCGGUGCUUGGAAUCGCUGAUGGUCGAGUGUAACGAGAGAUAUAUUAUUCCUAUAUUCAUAUUCAUGAUUGAAACAAUAUUCUUCAGGGGGGUAAUUAGGCGUUGGUGUCCGAUUAUAGAAACAUUUUCUCACUCUUGUACCCCACUAUAUUCAUGUAAAAUACCACUUAAGACGCACAUGCAUUGUCAGGUUUGUACAUCACAUAAGCAGAACCUAUCAAGUUAAUUGAGGCUGCUUACUUU